AUGAAUAGGAUUACUAGAUCAUACACGCCUAAACAUAAGAUUGAAGAGGUUGUUAAUGUUUUGGAUAAAUUAGUUAAGCAAAUGACUCCUAAAUAGUAGAUAGUACAAAACUAUUCCGCAGAUUAAAAUAUCAGCCCUAUUAGAUAAAAUUAGAUUCAUUUAAAAUAAAUUGAAUUAUAAAGAUAGAGUAUUGACAUAUUGUAAUAACAAAUUAGAGAUAAAAGUUUAGAAAAUGAAUAGCUUAAGUAAUAAAAACAAAUAAUUAGAUAGCUUUCAGCAACAGGUAAUAAAUUCAUUUAAAAUUCUCGCCUAGAUUAAAGUAAUUUAUAGGAUUCUCCGAUAUCGCGUCAUUCACAUUAAACUAGCUAAACGCUACCUAAUUUUGCAAACAAAGAAUAAGAUUUAUCACUCACAGCUUUACCUUCCUAAUUUGACCUUAGUGUUGAAUAAAAAAAUAUACAAAACUUAAUAUUGUAGAAUCAGAUGUUAGAAGAAAAAAAUUCUAAAUUCAAACAACUCAUUUAAAUGAUGGAAAAUAAAUUUAAUGCUAAAUUAUAAGCUUAUUAAUAGAAAGAAAAAAAGUUAGAAGAUAAAUGCAGAUUUCUUUUUUCAACAUUGGAAGGUAAAGACAACGAAAUCAAAGAAAUAAUUCAGAUAUAACAAAAUAUGCUAUAGAAAACGAUCAAAGAAAUAGAAGAUAAGUAUAGACAGGACAUGUUAUAAUUAAAAUAGGAAAUAAUAAAAUUAAGAGAAGAGCUAUAAUAAAAAGAUUUGUUAAUACAAGAAAAAAGCUAUGAAAUUUUGGCAAAAGAAGAAACAAUAACAUAGCUAAAAGUGAAGUAUUUAGAGAAUGUAAAGCAAAGUUUAGCAAAAAAUAAAACUAGUUGUCUUAACUUGACAGUAGUAUAAAACACAGAAGAAAGCUACGAGAUUGAAAAAUAAGAUUCAUAAUUCAACUAGACUGACCAAAUACCUCAAUUUAAUCAAAAUAGUUUUAAAAAAAUUGACAUAGAUUAAACAAGAAAAAGUGAAUCAUACAAAUAAUCUGGAGAUUUAUAAAAUAAUUAAUAAGAAAAUGAAUAGCCAAGCCAAUAUAAAGCUGAUUAAAUUAAUGAAAAUAAUUUAGAUUAUAGCUCAGAUUUAACUUUUAAGCAAAGCCAUCCUUGCUAAUAACUUAAUGAAAAUUAAUUUAAUACCUAAAGCGAAGAAUAAGUAGAAAGAUAUAGUAAUACUUCUUAAUCUUAGUUAAAUAAAGACAUAUCUCAGUGUAAUGAUUAGUGUUAAAGUAAUAAUUAACAAUAAGAAUAAAAUAAUUUCAUUAAAAUAAAUCAAGAUAACACUGCAUAACUGAAUCAACAAAAUGAUUGGCACUAGCAUAAACAUCUAUUUGAAAAAGUAUAAAAGUCAAAAAGCUAGCUGUAAAAUAUUUAAAAUUUUUUAUAGCUAAGCAAAGCAGAGAAAUCAAAUGUUGAAAACUAGGUCAAAAUCUCUUUAGACUUAAAAUAAAGUUCUCAAAAAGAAUAAAUGAACUUCAUUUAAAACUACCCAAAUGUAAAUGGACCCCUUUCAAACAGAUCUCAGAUGUAAAAUUAAAUAAAUGAGCUUAAAGUUAAAUACUCAAAAAAUACUUCAUUUAAUGAUAAUAUGAAUAAAUCUCUUCCUAUUAUAAAUACUCAAAAUUAACUUUCUUUAAAGAAAAUUGAUUCAUUUCAAGAUGUUGAGAACGUAGAAUAAUAAAGAUCGAAUUAUUCAGAUAACUUUUAAAAUUUAUAGCACUUAAAGCUAAGUAACUCUUAUUUUGUAGAGCCAAACAAUAAAUUAUUUUUUAACUAAAACAACAAUCGAUCUGAUAUUUUGGCUUUUUAAAAUUAACAUUAAAAUUAAAAUUACAAUCAAAAUUAAAUAAAAGAAAUUCCAUUAAAAGAUUUAAAUAACUAAAGUGAAGUCUAAAACAAUAGCAUUAGCGAACUUAAUUAAAGCAAAGAUUUAACUAAAACUAAAUCUAAAUUAUAUUCUCUCAAGCUUGAGCAAGCUGAAGCUUGGAGGAAUACCUAUUCCCAUAUGUACGGGAAGAGCCCAAUUUAUAAUGAUAAAAACAUUAAAUAAAAUAAAUUACAAAACAAUUUUUGA
Tetrahymena thermophila SB210 is the source of this 2130-nucleotide messenger RNA. RefSeq lists its product as hypothetical. The transcript has 2 exons. The record is from RefSeq and is a predicted model, not a curated record. Lineage: Eukaryota; Ciliophora; Oligohymenophorea; Hymenostomatida; Tetrahymenidae.